Messenger RNA from Halichondria panicea, 396 nucleotides. RefSeq names its product protein lev-9-like. The record is from RefSeq and is a predicted model, not a curated record. Bases 1 to 396 code for a protein of 131 amino acids. NCBI's taxonomy places the organism in Eukaryota, Metazoa, Porifera, Demospongiae, Suberitida, Halichondriidae. The transcript is spliced from 4 exons.
AUGGCCGAAUUGAUCUGCUCUGACUUAUCCUCACCGACAAAUGGGGACAUUGACUAUGGUGGUGCUGGAUCCACUAACAGAAGAUCAGUGAACACAGUGGCCACCUACACCUGUGACACUCGCUACACUCUCACUGGAGGCAGUACCACCAGGACUUGUGAGAGUGAUGGAGUGUGGAGUGGGUCAGCUCCAAUGUGUCAGACUGACUGCCCUGACUUACCUUCACUGAUCAACGGGAUGAUUAUGUACAAUACUGGAUCUCCUGACAACAGACCUAUCAAUGCUGGAGCUAUAUACACCUGUAACACUGGCUACACUCUCACUGGAGGGGACACUACCAGGACUUGUGUGAGUGGAGGGAUCUGGAGUGGGGUACCUCCAACUUGUCAAAUUUAG